Molecule: messenger RNA, 1693 nt
Organism: Klebsormidium nitens
Lineage: Eukaryota; Viridiplantae; Streptophyta; Klebsormidiophyceae; Klebsormidiales; Klebsormidiaceae
Source: the annotation of a GenBank genome assembly
CACCAAUCUACCUAGUGGCUGCAGCCUGCAUUGCGUUGGUUCCAGGCAGAUGGCUCGAAUCUGGAGUAGGACGUCCUUCAAGUUCCGCUUUCAGCAACGAUCUUGUGUUGAUCUUUCCAUUCAGGGUGGGAGCAAAGAAUGCUGGGCCCAUCAGCCAACCACGCUAUUACUGGGACGAUCACCACCAGCUUCAGCUUCAGGGCCAGAACGCAUGCGAUGUGCAAAUCAUCUUUUGAUAGUGCCCAAGCCCAAUAGCCUCUCCCGUCGUGUAUUCAAGGAUCUGCAUGAGACAUAUCUGGCUGUAGACAAACGAGCUGACGAAGCAGGCAGCGAGCGUUCGGUAGUAAGAAGGAUCAGUGCUAUGGACGCCAGCCCGGUUGCUUCGACCAGCGAAACCCAUGGGUUCCAAGUACUUGGAGCCAUCGAGGAUCGCUAUGACGGCAUGAUCGUUGAGGCAGACCUCUUACCAUCGACUGUGGAAGAGUUCCGGAGCAGGCUAGAAGCCUCAAUUCUUCACUGGAAAGCUCAGGGCAAGAAAGGGAUCUGGUUGAAGCUGCCCCUCUCUCAUGUGGAUCUAGUGCCCACAGCUAUCAAGGCAGGUUUUGGCUACCACCAUGCUGACCCCGGGUACUGCAUGCUGACCCUGUGGCUUCCAGAGGUGCCGUCAACGCUGCCUGCCAACGCCUCCCAUCAAGUGGGUGUAGGAGCCUUUCUGCUGAAUGACGCAGGAGAGGUUUUGGCCGUACAAGAGAAGAACGGCCCACUUCGUGGCACUGGUAUCUGGAAGCUGCCAACGGGUUUAGCAAAUCACGGAGAGGAUAUCUGUGCUGCAGCAGUACGAGAGGUGAAGGAAGAGACGGGAAUCGAUGCAGAAUUCCAAGAAGUGUUGUGUUUCAGGCAAGCCCACGGAAUAGCUCAUGGGAAGUCGGACCUCUUCUUUGUGUGUGCUCUGCGGGCUUUGAGCCAUGACAUCACUCCUCAAGAAUCCGAAAUCGCCGAUGCCAAGUGGCUUUCGUUGAAGAGCUUUCGUGAGCAGCCUUUCUUUGCAGAUCGACCUCUCUUUCGAACGAUGAUGGACAUCUGCGCUGCGCAGGCGAGGGGCGAUUAUAGGGGACUUCGACUAUGUGCUUCAGGGGGCGAUCUGCAAUACCAGAUGUAUGUAGGAGAGGUUGCUUCCGAUACUUUGCAGGACGAUACAGAUACAAUCAAGCAACCACAAUGAAUUAAGGCACCCAGCCAAUUUGCUGCAAAGAAAGAGGGCAACGAAUACAAGCAAGUUGCGAACUUGCUGCGGGAUAGGCUAUAGCCAUUGAUAAAUUGAUAAUCACCAAAUUUAUUAGAAGGUCUAGGGUUCUAUUCUGCUUGUUGCGGAGGGUCAUCUUCAACCGCUGCUGAUCAUAGUUCCAAUAGUGUGUAGCAUAAUAGACAGCCCAAGUUGCCUGCUAUGCUAGGCCCAGCUCUUUGGCGCAAGUUCAUUCAUCCUACAAUAUUUAUGUUCGGUUCCAGCAAGGGCCAGAUGCAGGGUUGCUUUCUUGUCUGGUAGACAAUAGUAAACCCAACACACAGGAUCAGAAUCCAGUAGUGAGCAACCACGAGCAUCAAAAUUGUCAAGUGAACCCUACAGUUUUGUUCAUGUCGCAAAAUACAAAAGAGGCCGGUGACAAGCACAACCACACGCACAAUGUAAAGGAGG